UUGCUGAGAAGUGUAGAUCCUGCUGAGGGCGUUGCGGGGAAGGAAUGCAUCGGGAUGGCAGCUUCGGGAUGGCAGGCCCGCGAUGUGGAGUCGGAGCGCCUCUGGAAGAUGGAGUCUGUGGUGGACAGCGAGGAGCUGGUGCGGAAGCUUUGCUGCGGCAUGGGCUGGUCGGGCGACGGCACAGGCAGCGGCGCCAACGACAACGGACUUUGCUGGUCUGCGGGGGACUUUGGGCGCUACGCCCGCUGCUGCUUCCAAGGGCUCCGACAGCUGGUGAAGGCGCCUGCGCCCCCGUGGAUGCGCCAAGAGAUCCGCGGGGACGUGGACCGUGGCUCCGGAAGCGUCCGGCGCUUCCGCACGGAGGAGAUGGACGCCAUGGAGGCAGACUGGGGCCAUGUAUUCUGCCGCUUCCGCGUGCGUGGAGGGGAACUGGUGACCUGCGACACGGAGAAGAUCCCUUUGCUGCGGUCCAGCGGUGAGCCCUGGGGCCAGUACGAGGCACUGGCGCGGGCGGCGCGCUUGCUGCUGGCCCUGGACCUGCUGCCCGCCAAGGACUUCUUCGUCUCGCCCAACAUCUUUGACCAGCAGCAGAUGCCAGUGCCCGUCCUCACCAAGGCCCGGGUCGUCUUUGCCCGGAACUUGCUGCGGGUGCCGUCCUACGAGCUCGUGGGGCCGCUGCUCGAUAAGAUCCGCACGGAUCUGGUGGCCAUCCCCUGGGCUGCCAAGGAGCCCCGUCUCUUCUGGCGCGGGGGCAUGCGCAGCUUCAACUCUUGCGGCUGCAGGUCCGGCGCGCAGCACUGGCCGGCCAGGUGGCGCUCGCUGAACGGGUCGCAGCUCCUGGCGCGGGUGCCGCCCGGUUCGUGCCACGACCAGCCGCCGGAGCUGUGCUCUUCUUCGUGCGGCUGCACGCGCCAUGUGACGAACCGCAGCAGCUUCCGGUUCUCCAAUCGCGUACGGCUUUGUGAGAUCUCCCGGCAGCACCCGGAUUUGGUGGAUGCGAAGCUGGCAUACAUCCCAGACUCUUACGGUGAGCUCCGGCCCUGGGCUUCGGAGCGGCGGCUGGUGGCCAGCUACGCGCAGCCGGCGGAGCAGCUGAGCUUCAAAUACCUCAUCUCCACGGACGGCUCCACCAUCGACGACACGCGUAUCUACUGGAUGCUCUCCAGCGGUUCUCUGGCUGGCGCCUCAUCGGCUGAUGUCUUCAAGCAGAUCACUGCACUGCUGCCCUACGGCAUCCCUGGGCUGGAGCCCUGGAGGCACUUUGUCCCCGUACGCGAGGACUUUGGCGAUCUCGUGGAGAAGAUCCGCUGGGCGCGGCGCAACGACGCGGAGUGCCGCGCCAUGGCCAGCCGCGCCAAGGACUUCGCCCGGAGCUUCUUCACCGAGGAGCAGAUUCUGCACUACAUCUUCCGCGUGCUGGAAGCGUAUUCUGAGCUCAUUGAGUCCUGAGUCGGGAUGAGGUUGAGGGAGGAGACCAGAGGAAGUCACCGGGUGCACAAGCCGAGUGCAGGAUCUGAGGUGCCACACCCUCGGGGUCUUCGACAAUGCGGAGAGCAGCUCUGAACUGAGGGCUCGGUGGAACUGCGCUGCUGGGCGUAUGGCAUGGAGGGGCGAAAGCGCUCUUUGGCAGGUCUCUGGAGGAAGAAAAUUGGAGCCCUUGUGGAAGGACGAUGC
Molecule: messenger RNA, 1674 nt
Organism: Effrenium voratum
Lineage: Eukaryota; Dinophyceae; Suessiales; Symbiodiniaceae
Source: the annotation of a GenBank genome assembly